UGCAGUAAAUCGGAUUCCACCACUAGAGUUCUCCCUCUGUUUACCUCUGAGUGUUCACACACAAACCACCAGCCUCCAAACCAGCCGGAAAAUCACUAAUGUGAGCUUUCUGGUGCUCCAUCCUUCAAGGAUUUGUGUGUUAGUGACACCGGAGCAAAAGUGAAGAUGAAUAAGGAAAUCAUGUCCCGCGUGGUGAAGAAGAGGCUGGCGGACCCGAAGGUGGUGCAGUACGUGUGGGCGGCCAUCGAGGUCGUCCGAAACCAGAAACAAAUCGCUAACAUGGACCGGAUCUCCAAGUACCUGAGCCGGAUGUUCGGGAUGCACCCGAAGGAGACGGCGCGGCAGCUGAGCCUGGCGGUGAAGGACGGGCUGGUGGUGGAGACGCUGACCGUCGGAUACAAAGGAUCGAAGGCCGGCAUCGAGCAGGAGGGAUACUGGCUGCCCGGGGACGAGAUGGAGCCGGAAGCAGAGGGAAACAAGCAGGAAUGGGAGGCAGAGAGCCACGACUGGUACUGCUUCGAGUGCCACCUCCCGGGAGACGUGCUCGAGUGUGACAACUGCUUCAGAGUCUACCAUCUCAAGUGUCUGCCGGACGAGUUCAAGCCCAAAGACGGAGGCUCGCACUGGCAGUGUGGCGCCUGCAGGGGCAGUAAAAAGAAGAACCUGAACAAACAGGAGAUGAGUAAAUACCUGCGCUUCAUCGUGCAGCGCAUGAAGGAGAGGGCAGUCGACCUAGCCAAGAAAGGCAAAGACACGAAACACCCCAUGUACAAACGUUUGAUCCACACCGCGCUGGAGGUCUCCAACAUCCACGAGAAUCUGUCUGAAGGAAAGUAUAAAAGCUUCGAUGAGUUCAAAGCCGACGCUCAGCUGAUCGUCCACAACACGGCCAUCCUGUACGGAGUUAACAGCGACCAGGCGGAAAUCGCUCGGCUGCUUUUCAGCGACACAUGCCACGAGGGUAACGCCCUCAACGAGUUGUUGUUGUGUAAAACCUGUUUCUACCUCUCCAACGCAAGGCCAGACAACUGGUUCUGUUACCCCUGUAGUCCUAACAAUGACCUGGUUUGGGCCAAAAUGAAGGGUUUCGGAUACUGGCCGGCCAAAGUCCUCCAGAGAGAAGAAGAGAACCAGGUGGACGUUCGCUUCUUCGGACACCAGCACCAGAGAGCGUGGAUCCCGUCGGACAACAUCCAGGACAUCAAGGUGAAAGUCCAGCAGCUGCAGGUGAAGCGCAGCAGCGGCUGGAAGAAGGCCUGCGAAGAGCUGGAGGUUUACCAGCGCUUCGUGAGAGAGGGACGCUUCUGGAAAACAAAGAUGGAGGAAACCAACAUGGAAACAGAACAACAGCAGCAACAGCAACAACUACUACAACAACAACAACAACAACAACAACAACAACAACAGCAGCAGAACCAGAAGCAGGAAAGUGGAGGAAAGACGGAUCGUUUGGAGCGAACUGAUGAAGCCGAGUCCAGCAUUUCGUCCACCAGCAACGAACAGGUGCGACAUCUCAAAGGCAGCCUGGAGCCCAAGGCCAAGAAAAGCCGUCGAACUCAAAUAGUGGAGCCCAAAGAAGAAGCCAGCAUGUCUCACACAGCCACCAGUGCCUUCUGCCGCUCCAUCAAGCUGCAGUGUGAGCUGUAUCCCUCCCGAGAGGUGGCCAUCUGCCUGGACCCGUACUGCGGCCUGGGCUUCGUGCUCUGGUGCCUCUGCAGUGUGUACUCGGGGCACCAGUCCAUCCUGAUCCCCCCCUCAGAGCUGGAGCUCAACCCCUCCCUCUGGCUGUCGGCCGUCAGUCAGUUCAAGGUCCGAGACACUUUCUGCUCCUACAGCGUCAUGGAGCUCUGCACCAAGGGACUGGGGCUGCAGACUGACUCCCUGAAGGCUCGGGGGUUGGACCUAUCCCGGGUCAGGACCUGUGUGGUCGUAGCGGAGGAGCGUCCUCGCACCGCCCUCACUCAGUCCUUCUCCAAACUCUUCAAGGAUCUGGGCCUCCACCCGCGGGCCGUCAGCACCUCCUUCGGCUGCCGGGUCAACCUCGCCAUCUGCCUGCAGCCUCACAGGCUGGGGAAGUUUUCGGAUCAGGGUACCUCAGGACCCGACCCCACCACCGUGUUCGUUGACAUGAGAGCGCUACGACAUGACAGGGUCAGACUAGUGGAGCGGGGGUCUCCUCACAGCCUUCCUCUCAUGGAGUCUGGGAAGAUCCUGCCGGGGGUCCGGAUCAUCAUCGCCAACCCGGAGACCAAAGGACCAAUGGGAGAGUCGCAUCUGGGAGAGAUCUGGGUGCAGAGCGGCCAUAACUCCAGCGGGUACUUCACGGUGUACGGAGACGAGGCGCUGCAGUCCGACCACUUCAACUCCAGGCUGAGCUUCGGAGACACGCAGACCCUCUGGGCUCGAACCGGGUAUCUGGGGUUCCUGCGGCGCACCGAGCUGACGGACGCCAGCGGGGAGCGUCACGAUGCUCUGUACGUGGUCGGAGCUCUGGAGGAGGCCAUGGAGCUCAGAGGGAUGCGUUACCAUCCCAUCGACAUCGAGACCUCCGUCAUCCGGACGCACAAGAGCAUCACCGAGUGCGCGGUGUUCACCUGGACCAACCUGCUGGUGGUGGUGGUGGAGCUGGACGGAUCGGAGCACGAGGCUCUGGAUCUCGUGCCCCUGGUAACCAACGUGGUUCUGGAGGAGCACUACCUGAUCGUAGGCGUUGUCGUGGUCGUGGACAUCGGCGUCAUCCCCAUCAACUCCCGUGGCGAAAAGCAGCGAAUGCACCUCCGCGACGGAUUCCUAGCCGACCAGCUGGAUCCCAUAUAUGUGGCGUACAACAUGUAGCACCCCCUGGUGGACAACAUGGAGGCGGAGGAAAGGAAAAAUAAGUUCUGCCCCAGAGACUGAAACUAUAAAAAACCGGAGUCAGACUUUUUUUCACGCUGAUUCGUCGCUACGUGCUGCUGCCAACUUAGCUCCCGAAAAUCAAGUGGUUGUGUUGUAUUUGCGCUCAGGCCGUGCUUUUAUUUUGAAGGAUGCAAAAAUGUGCAGCAAACUCCAUUCAAAGCAAGAAAGUUCUUUCCUUUUUUUACCCGAAAUAAGUGUCAAUCCUGGAGGCGGAGAAGAGAACAAUCGCUAACGAAGAUUCUGGUUUUUAAAUUGCGUUCGAUUCAAGUAUUUUUUCUUUAAACAUAAAAAAAGUUCAAGCUAUUUUUUGAUAUUUACACAAAAACAAACAUCCGUGGCAUAGAUGAUAUUUUAUCAAAUCACAGAGAGCGGGUAUGUUUUGAUACGAAGGUCGGGUCGUAGCGAACUUUACGAUGAGGUACGACACGCUUGAUUCAUGCUAGCUUGUUGUUUUUGUUUGUUUUGUAAACGUUACUUUGUUUAUUAUUUUCCGAACCGUCCGUCCCGUUUCAGCGGGAGGUCAGUGUGCUAAUAGCUGCAGCCUUUAACUCCAGUUACUGUUCAACAACACAUCAUUUCAUAUCAUGUAAGUAUGUACAAAAAGAAACUGAUUUAAUUUAUUUUGUUUCUCUUUUAGAAGUUUACGAUGAGACAUUCAAGAAUGUUUUGCUCUUGAAUAUUUGCUAUUAUUACAAAAAAACACCUAAAAAGCAUUGUAUUAUCUGGAGGGAAACACACUCAUGGACGGGGAAAUAGAAAUAUAUAUAAUUAUAGAUUAUAUUAAACGUUAGGGAUUCACAGAAUAAAGACACAGGUCGAACUGCAUGUUGGUCUGAGAUGUUUAAAUCAGUGAAAUUAGACAUUUUCAGGAGUUUUAUUCCACAUGAAGAAAUCUGAACCAACUCUUGUAUUAUAUUAAGUCUGUAGAAGUUCAGUUUUUUACAAUAAAAAGUAGGAAAUAUAUGAAAAAUCAUCCUUGCCCUUAAAUGACAAAUACCAGUGUUUACAGCCCAGCCCAAAAAAAUAAGUGCCAUUGUAUUUUAAACCUUUUAAAAUAUGUUGUAUGUAUGAAUUUAUAAUCCAAAACAUCAGAGAAAAAAUUGAAAUAUUCUUCUCCCUCCAUUUUGACUCCGUAACACAGUGACAUCACUAAAAACACCUCUAUAACUAAAAUAAGAAUAAGUGCCGUUUUCAAAGAAGAGACAUGUUUUGAUGGCAGAGGAAUAUGAUAGUAAUGUCACUUUUCAGAUAUUAUAUUUUUGGAUCAGAACUCUUCAUAUGUCGCGUUCAUCAGGGAGCAAAUGCCAUCUCUAAAAUGAAACUCCUCCAUUCAAACAGACCAACAUGCAGAACAGGAUUCAUUUAGGAACAUUACAAUAAAGAAUCCUCAGCAACUCUUCAGAGGGACGGCAGGAAGGCGAGCAGCCGCUACGAUUGUAAAUAUCGAAAAAGUCAAAAGUCCGUCAUAUUUUUUACACGGACCGAUCAAUCAGGGCUCGAACUGAGAUGUCACGGCAGGACAUACAAGACUGAAAACAGGAAGUGGAGAGCGGAGAGAGGUUUCGCAGGAAAUACGAGAAUGUUCUAGUUUCAACACGAGAAAAAAAAAGCACUUUCUUCACCGUUUGUUUCUUUCUUUUAUCAGCGAGAUGUAUGUCGUCGUCCCCCCCAGUAUGUUUUUUUUAAAGGUUUUAAAAAUGUCUUAUUUGAGUUGACAUGAAGUCUUUCAAUUAAAUAAAUAUUUCAACGAUUUUGACAAUAAAAAA
Molecule: messenger RNA, 4664 nt
Organism: Gymnodraco acuticeps
Lineage: Eukaryota; Metazoa; Chordata; Actinopteri; Perciformes; Bathydraconidae
Exons: 24
Coding region: 166-2835 (889 amino acids)
Molecular function (GO): DNA binding; protein binding
Source: RefSeq, a predicted model, not a curated record